Helianthus annuus (common sunflower) is the source of this 3263-nucleotide messenger RNA. RefSeq names its product VIN3-like protein 1. Lineage: Eukaryota; Viridiplantae; Streptophyta; Magnoliopsida; Asterales; Asteraceae. The coding region runs from base 1497 to 2771 and encodes 424 amino acids. The transcript has 4 exons. The record is from RefSeq and is a predicted model, not a curated record. Gene Ontology annotation, biological process: epigenetic regulation of gene expression; vernalization response.
AUUGUCAAUAAAUCUAGGUUGUGUGAAAAUCCAACACUCGGAAGAAAUAAGGACGGAACCUCCAUUAAUUUGUCUUUUUUGUUAUCUUCACGUAUCACCAUACCCUAUCAGAAACAACUUGCUCGACGAGAACUCAGCAACCACCACAAAUUGCUUCUUGUAAUAGCCAUACGACCAUAUGGUUUACAUUCAUAGUAGAACCAUAUGGUUUGCAUGCAACAUGCAAUUGAAACCCCAGAAAACCAUCGUGGUAGUCGGUAUUGCCGCCGACAAACUUAGUUUUAAAAAGUUUGCCCUUGGCGAGAGGCACACUCAGGCACAAGUCCUUGAGCUUCUGACUGCCGGUGGCGAUCGGUGGUCAUGAGGCGCAUGUAUGAGGUGCGCCUCAUGGAAGAUUUUGUGCAUUAGGAUGUUGUACAUAUAGGUUACGUAUAUAAAAGUAUCAUAUACAGAGCUUAUUUGUACCUAUGUUUUGGGUAGGUGCCAUAGAAGCGUAUGCAAAAUAUAAGGAAGUUUAUAUAAAUACCGUGCGCAGAAAUUUGAAGCGGCGUGCUUUAGCGCCUUGCACCUUGGCUAGGGACUCUAUCGCCUCGGUGCUCCUCUCGCUUUUCAAAACCAGGUAAACAAUAGUUAAGGUUCAUUUUGUCAUGAACUAUUUUUUUUUAAAUAAAUUUGUAGUUGUCUUGGUUUUAUAAAGAGAGAAAGGCACAAAAGCAACAAGGUCUAAAACCAAGGCCCGAAACGGCAAGAGCAAAAGGGCCCCACUUUUCGUGCCCAAGGUUCAAAUAAUUAUAUAACGUUUUAUAUAUUUCCUAUAGGUUUCUAGCAUCAUUUGCCCAAUAUUUAGACACAAAUAAGCUUUAUAUAUGAUUUCAAAUUAAAUUUAUAUACAUCUACAACCUGAAAAGCAUGUUUUACAACAAUCUACCGCACAAAAAUGAUGGAAAUACAUGAGGCACGUGCCUCAGGGUUAACCUUUUGCCAAAAAAAGGGGCCUCGUGUGCGCUUUUUGUAAAACUUGCACCUUGUGUAGGCUGAGGCGCUGAGGCAUGCGCCUGAUGGCGACUCGCGCCUAGGCGCACCUUAGGCGCGCUUGUUUAAACCAAGAUAGGUGUAGUGUUUGUAUAAGAUUAUUAUUGUUAUAAACAAUAAAUUUGGUCUUUAAUUUUCUUAAUUUAUGAGGAAAAGUUUAAUUCAAGUUUGUUGAAAAGGGGCCGGAUCCUAUGCGUAAUAUCUGCGUAUUUACUUCCACACUUUCUAUAUAAUGGUUGGUGAUGAGGCCUUAGAGGGAUAGAAUACCAAAACCCUAGAAGCAUAAGAGCGCCGUCCGACGUCUCCAUCCAUACGCUCUUCUUCAGCCGCUGCCCUUGAUUAAUCGUUCAUUUUCUCUUUGUUUCAUUGGAAAGAGUUGCUUGAUCGGUGUGUUCAUAAUUCGGAUUUUUUGAAACUCUCAAUCAACUUUAUCAAACCCAAAACCGGACAAAUCAUCGAGGCAAAUGGAUAAGAAAUUUGUGAAGAAUCAGGAUUCCAAGAAGGUAGCCGUGGGUCCUAAAGGCCAACCAUUAGAAAGCAACAACAGAAAAGGGGAAAACCCUAUUCGAGUCCCACCAACCACAGAGCCACAAGGUUCUAGAUUCCCAACUACAUCGAUCUGCAGGAACACUGCAUGUAAAGGUGUGCUUUAUGAUGUUGACCGCUUCUGCAAGAGGUGUUCAUGCUACGUUUGUCAUUCAUUUGAUAACAACAAAGAUCCUAGUCUUUGGUUGGAAUGCGCAUCAGGUUCAUGUGGGUCAACUUGCCACAUUGAGUGUGCCCUCCAUCGACGAAAGGUCGGAGUGGUUGAUCGUGGCCAAGGGAUGCGGCUCGAUGGGAGUUAUCGUUGUCCGUCAUGUGGUAAUACCUCAGAGAUCCUUGGGUAUUGGAAAAAGCAGCUGACUGUUGCUAAAGAGUGCCGCCGUGUCGAUAUCCUAUGCUAUAGGAUAUAUUUGAGUUUUAGGAUUCUAAAUGGCAUAUUAAGGUUUCAAGACCUUCAGAAAUUUGUUAUAGAGGCAAAACAAAUAUUAGAGACGGAAGUGGGCCCACUGGGUGAGGUGUGUGCCAAGCUGGCGCGAUUUACUGUAAGCAAACUCUCUGUCGCAGGAGAAGUGCAAGCUUUGUGUAAUGCUGCACUCCAAAAGGCAGAUGAAUUUUCUGCCACACGUUCUAGUGCCCCAGGUGGUAAAGAAGGCUCUGUUCCUCAAAUGGAAGGAACAUCUGGUGCCAAACAUGCUGAACCAGACUCUAUACUUAAAGGCCGAGACUCUGGGAAACUGCCACAACUAACUUGGGUUGAUGUUGAAGAACAAGGAGGCUUGGAUGAUAUAUCAGGUCCAGAAUUGAGUGGGCUUGGUCAUCUGGUCAAGCACAACACUUCGAAAGCUGACGGGUCACCAUCCACGUCAAACGGGCUGCACACGAAUAUUGUAAUAGUUCCUGACGUAGAUGACGAAGCUGCUCCGAAAGAUAUCCCUAGGGAUGAAGCAGAUCUCCGUGGUAAUGUGGAUGAGAACUAUGAAUACUGUGUGGUGUUCCGAAAGCUUGAGCGUGAAGGGCACAUCACGAAGGAAUUUAGACGAAAACUGUUCACGUGGUUUCCUCUGAGUUCAACCGAGCAUGAACGUAGAAUGGUUGACGCUUUCAUCCGAACACUCGGGGAUGACCCUCAAAGCUUAGGAGAACAGUUGGUUGACUCCUUUGGCGAUAUCGUGAACAAGAAAAGGCCCAGAAGUUAAUUCUGCAGUUUCUUGAUACAGGUAUUUUCCCCCUCACCAUUAGAGCAGCUGGACUGGACCUCAAAUCUCACUGGUGGGUUUUGUACCUGGUGGGCUUGAGCCGUAUAUGGAUGGAUGGCUUGAGUUGAGUUUCUUGAUCAGUGAGAGAUGAAGACGGGUGUUGCAGUAGAGAGAGAUGAAGAAGGGUGUGAUGAGUGAUAGAAAGCGGAUAGCAGGUGGUUUUUGAUCGAUGAGAGAGAGAUAAGAAGUGAGAGAGAACAUGAGUCCAAGUACUUUUGUUAGAAGUAAUUUCAAUUCCAAUUCCUUAUAUGUCCCAAUUAAACGAAUAAAAUGUAAAUUCCAAAGAAAUCUGUGAACCAAAUAGCCUGCUAUUCUUUCUUGGCUUUGUAAACCUGGCUUUUUGUUUUUCUUUCCUUUCUGAUGUGGCUUAUGUGCCACUGGAAUAUUAUAUACAAGUUAACGUGAUGAAUAAGACUGUAUAGUUGUAUAUCA